Molecule: messenger RNA, 1547 nt
Organism: Contarinia nasturtii (swede midge)
Lineage: Eukaryota; Metazoa; Arthropoda; Insecta; Diptera; Cecidomyiidae
Gene: Mtch
Product: mitochondrial carrier homolog 2
Exons: 7
Coding region: 157-1209 (350 amino acids)
Source: RefSeq, a predicted model, not a curated record
CAAAGCAUACAGUGUAGUGCGAUUCGUAAUACAUUCUCUGAAUUCGUAUUUUCCAUGCGACACGAACAUAAAAAUCAAUCCGACGCGUACACGAUAGUAAGAAAAAUUAAGUUGAAUUUUGAGUGAUUUUGAUUGAAAAACGCAAAAACAUUCAAGAUGAUGAACGAUAUAGAAAAAGAGCAAGAAACCGAAGCAAAUCGUUGGAUUAAGUUUGGUAUGCGAAUGGGUAUCAGCGCUGGAUUGCAUCCUUUUGAGUAUGCAAAAGUUUUGAUACAGAUUGGCUAUGAACCCAUUGCACCACGGCCUGGAAAAACAUUCUUUGGAAGACCGACACUUAUUUUACCAAACAUUUUUGAAUACGUAAGACAUAUUAAAUCGGUUGAUGGUAUGUUUGGAUGCUAUCGAGGUUUGUCGCCGAAAUUGUUGGGAACACUUGUUAGUGUAUUUGCUACGGCAAGAAUUGAAAGAAAAUUAGGUUUAUGUGAAAAUGAAAAUGAAAACGAUGAAAAUACCGAAAUGCCCGACGAGUAUAAGAGAAAUUUCUUUAAAACGGACCAAACAAAAAGUGAACCUCCAAAAAAAGAAGGAAAAGAGUCUGCAGAAGAUAGCGGUUUGUUUGUAGAAGAAACUGAAGACGAAGAAAUGUUUCGCUUGUUCAUAAAGGCACUUAAACGUGACCUUAUUGUGCAUACAAUAGGUAUAACCAUAUCGCAUCCAUUUCAAGUUAUAUCGAUUCGAAUGAUGGCACAAUUUAUUGGACGUGAAAAGAUUUACAGUUCGAUUUGGGGAUCUGUGAAGGAAAUAUUUUCACAAGAGGGUGUCUUUGGUUUCUUCUCCGGAUUAAAACCGAAACUAAUUUCCGAACUGUCAUGCAUUGCAUUGACCAGCACAACGUGCUACCUGGUCCACAAAUACUAUAUUAGAGAUUCAGAUAAUCGUAGCUACUUCAAUGGAUUCAUUCAAUUUAUUUAUGCCAGUUUCUUGUAUCCAUUUCAAGUCGCUGCCACCUGCAUGGUUGUCACUGGUUCACGACUACAAGCUGGAAGUGAACCUCAUAUGCCACUAUACAAGAACUGGUCACAUUGCUACGAUCAUUUGAGAUCCAUAAAUCAACAUAAACGUGGUAGUUCCUUGUUUUGGAGAUAUUAUUAUCCACAACCCCGCACUGAAUCAGUUGUUCCGUAUCCAAAGUUGGCGGCCAACUACUAAACACAAGAUGGAUUGAUAGAGCACAGGAACUAGAGAUACGAAAGAGGGAAGAGAGACAGAAAAAAAAGAAAAGAAAAUUCCGCAGAGCAUUACAUUAUUCUGAAUCUGGCACUUAGCUCAGCGUAGCCACAUUUUGGUUGUUUGAAACAACAGAAUUUAAUUUAAAGAAUUUAAAAUUUAAGAAAAACAAUACUAAUACUAUUUAGAAGACAAACGGAUAAUCAUAGCAAGCAUUUGUUGGUAGUGUUCAAAGAAUUUUGAGAAUCACGUUUCCAAAGAAAUAAUCUAUUUUUAUUAAAGUGAAAAAAAAAAAUUACAAAUGUUAACUAUAAAAUGGA